AUGAAGGGUGCACUCCGGGAUGUACCUUCUAAGAAAACCACUUCUAAAGUGGAAACAAGAUCGGUCACUAGGGGACGAUCCACGAAGGGUGUAGACAGUGCGGGAAGCAAUAACAGCGAUGCAUCGGAUGAGGAGGAGGAGGAUGAAGAAGAGGAUGAUGAGGAUGAGGAUGACGAUGCACAGGAGGAUGAGGAUCUCGACGAGGAGGAUGACCACGAUUUGGAUCUCAUGGAGGAACCAAGGGACGUUAGAAGGAAAGUGCCCAUCAAGUACCUAGAAAACAGGACUAGAAGACAGGUCACUUUCGCGAAGAGGCGACACGGGAUAAUGAAAAAGGCCUACGAAUUGUCUGUACUGACAGGGUCCAAUAUCUUGCUUUUGAUUUUGUCAAGGUCCGGGCUCGUUUACACUUUCUCUACUCCCAAAUUAGAACCCAUAAUUAGAGACGAAGAGGGGAAAACUUUGAUUAGAAAGUGUUUGAACGCUGGCGAGGCGGGUCCAUGGUAG
Huiozyma naganishii CBS 8797 is the source of this 507-nucleotide messenger RNA. It is a transcript of the gene ARG80, whose product is annotated as Arg80p. NCBI's taxonomy places the organism in Eukaryota, Fungi, Ascomycota, Saccharomycetes, Saccharomycetales, Saccharomycetaceae. Gene Ontology annotation, molecular function: DNA-binding transcription factor activity, RNA polymerase II-specific; protein dimerization activity; RNA polymerase II cis-regulatory region sequence-specific DNA binding. The record is from RefSeq and is a predicted model, not a curated record. Bases 1 to 507 code for a protein of 168 amino acids. Gene Ontology annotation, biological process: positive regulation of transcription by RNA polymerase II. The transcript has a single exon.